Molecule: messenger RNA, 1110 nt
Organism: Thamnophis sirtalis
Lineage: Eukaryota; Metazoa; Chordata; Lepidosauria; Squamata; Natricidae
Source: RefSeq, a predicted model, not a curated record
AUGGGGUCGGGGAUUAUGGAUGCUGUAGUGGCCGAUCUCAAGGUCUUCGGGCUGGAUUUCGCGGAGGGGGAAGACCAGGACGCUAUUGCCGAGAAAUGUUUUGAUAGCCUUUGUCUGCCUGGUUUCAGUCUUAAUUUUUGCACUGAGCAGGAUGUGCUUCUGGGAAAACUUGGCCUCUGCCAUGAAUUUGCCUUGUGGAAGUUCUUGGUCAACGGGAUAUUCCCAGUGGGGUCCUGUGACUUGGUCAUCACAGAAACGCUUUUCGACGCCGUCCCGGUGAGGAUCUAUCAGUGCAAAACAUCAAAUCCUGAGAAGAGACAAGGACUGGUGUGGCUUCACGGAGGAGUGGGCAUUUCUGGAAGCUUCCCUCAACAACGCGGUUGCUACGCGGCCGUAUCGUACUUUCUGAAGAACGCGACGGAGUUCGGCGUGGACCCUCAACGGAUCGUGUUGGGUGGCGACAGCAGCGGAGGCGCCCUCGUGCUGGCCGUUUCUCAAGACCUGGUCUUCAGAACGGACCUGCCCCGUGUCAGGGCCCACGUCCUACUCUACCCUUUCCUCCAAGCUCUGGAUUUCAACUUGCCCUCUUACCAGCAGAACCAAUCGGUGCCCCUUUUAUUCAGGAGAAAUUUUAUCCGUUUUGGCCUGUUUUACCUCGCCGGAAAGAAAUUGAACAUCGACUGCGCGCUGUCCCAGGCUCACAUUCCGGAACACCUCAGGGCCAAGUACCAAAAAUGGAUCAGCCACGAACAUAUUCCGGAAAAAUUUAAACGCCGGGGAUACGUGCCAUUCAUACCCGGUCCCUUUUCAGAAGACCUUUUCAAGGAAUGCGAGAAAGUUUUCGAAGCCAGGUUUUCGCCACUCCUGACGGAAGACGACGUCCUCCAACAGUUCCCGGAGACUUUCCUUCUGACCUGCGAAUACGACAUUUUCCGAGACGAGGGCUUGCUGUACAAGAAGCGGCUGGACGACAACAGGGUGCGUGUCACCUGGAAGCACCUGGAGGACGGAUUCCAUGGGAUCUCCUUGCUGAUAGGACUUGGGGCGAUGGAGUUUCCCGGGACGAGAAGCAGUCUCAAAAGUGUCAUCCAAUUCCUCCAACGCUUCUAG